Parastagonospora nodorum SN15 is the source of this 585-nucleotide messenger RNA. RefSeq lists its product as hypothetical. The transcript has a single exon. The record is from RefSeq and is a predicted model, not a curated record. Lineage: Eukaryota; Fungi; Ascomycota; Dothideomycetes; Pleosporales; Phaeosphaeriaceae. The coding region runs from base 54 to 479 and encodes 141 amino acids.
UCAAAGCACAUCCAAACUUUUUUUUAAGCCACCUGGUUAGGUACUUUUCAAAAAUGUCCUCACCAACCCCAAUCCAACCCUUCCAAUACCACCCUAUCUCUUUCGUCUCCCCAAUCAGCGACACAACACACACACAGACCUCCCCGCAUACAUCCCGCCUGCGCCGCCUCUCGACGUAUCUCAAAAAUGCAGUCACGCUUGAAGAUACGGCGACGGCGUGGCGCCGCGAAUCGGUCAUUAGCGACCAGGGAAAUAUGCAGCAAGAGAUCUCGCGGCGCAGCUCUACGAGCGAGCAGGAGAAUAGCGCAUUGUUGGCGUGGAGGAGGGGGAGUGAGGAGGGGUUUUGGAAGAAGUAUGGGAUGGAGGGGAGGAGGAAGAGUAGUGUGAAUGGGGAGGGGGAGAGGGAGAGGAGGCUGAGUUUGGGGAGGGCGGGAGGGAAAGGGAAGUGGAGGAAGAUGAGUUGGGUGGGAAGGGAAUGAGUAGGAGGGAGGAUGGUGAGGGUGAGGUAGAAAAGUUUUGCUUUUUGAAGUAUUGAUAGAGGAUGAAGAAUGAUAAAUGCAAACCGCUUCAGAGGGUCUCUGAGAA